AGGGUUACAGAUUGUGUCUUUAAAGAAGUGAUUGAACUCUUAAAAGUGUUUCUCUGUUUUCAGGUGAUCCAACCAGAACCCAGAACGAAGAGGCUUUUCUGAUUAGGAUGGCGAUGAAGAACGUCACUUCUCACAAACACUUCAUCCUCGACGGCUUCGGUGAGCUGGGAGUGUUGCGGCCCGUCCUCUUCCUCCCUUUCUCCGUCAUGUUCGUGGUGUCGCUGUCGGCCAAUUCCCUGCUGCUGUACGUGGUCGUUUCACGGAGAAGCCUCCACUCGCCGAUGUGCGUCCUCAUCGCCGGCAUGGCCCUCGUGGACCUGAGCCUCCCGGUGUUCUUCGUCCCCCACAUGCUGCUGAGCUUCCUGUUCGACUGGAGGGGAAUCUCUCUGACCGGCUGUCUGGUUCAGAUGUACCUCAUUCACUUCGUCGCAGCGUUUCAGUCCACAUUGCUGGUGUGGAUGGCGCUGGACCGCUACUUCGCCAUCUGCAUGCCCCUCACCUACCACGAACAAAUGGCUUUGCCAAAAUUUCUCAGGUUCAUCGUCCCACUCGUGGUUAGAAACAUCCUCAUGAUCUCCCUGUUUGUGAGUCUGGCAGGAACGUUGUCGUUCUGUGCUUCCAAUGUGGUGAACCACUGUUUCUGCGAGCACAUGGCGUUAGUGCAACUGGCCUGUGGAAGCACCGCCAUCAACAACCUGGUCGGGUUAAUGACUAUAUUCCUCAACCCCGUGGCCGACUUCAUCUUCAUCGCUGCUUCCUACGUCGUCAUAUUCAGCUCGGUGCUGAAGUCCGGCAAUUCGGGCGCCAAAGCUCUCCACACCUGCGUCACCCACAUCCUGGUCAUCACGGCCAGUCUGACCAUCUCACUCGUUGCUUUCCUGUCGUAUCGGAUCACAAACGGUCUUCCUGCCGCCGUUCGGGUUUUCUUCAGCACCAUGUACCUGCUGUUCCCGAGCUGUUUCAACCCAAUCAUCUACGGCAUGAGAACGGCAGGGAUUAAAAAGCACAUCCUGAGAACACUGACGUGCUGAACUGGGCACCGUUUUUUAAGAUGUUUCCAUCAUGUGGAAGCCCACUUCGCUGGUGUGUCAGAGGUGUUUCCAGUAUUUAGCCCCUAUAGAACACGUACAGAUAAUGGUGGAGUAAAGUCACAUGGUCUGGUGAUAAGCCAGUGGACAGAAGGCCUCUUGUUCUGGGUCUACAAACACAGCAUCACUGGCUGAAGGUGUGUUUGUACCCACAUUAAUUGAUUUCAAUUAAAUUUAUCUGUAUAGCACAAAAUCACAAAUUGCCUCAGAGGGCUUUACAAUCUGUACAGUAUAAAACAUCCUCACAUUGGAAUAGAAAAACUCUCCCAAUAAACUUUAACAGGUAAAAAAAGGAAGAAACCUCAGAGAUCAACAUAUGGACAGAAGUGUGAUAGACGUCAUGUGCACAGAAUGAACAA
Molecule: messenger RNA, 1447 nt
Organism: Anarrhichthys ocellatus (wolf-eel)
Lineage: Eukaryota; Metazoa; Chordata; Actinopteri; Perciformes; Anarhichadidae
Product: olfactory receptor 52E4-like
Exons: 1
Coding region: 108-1031 (307 amino acids)
Biological process (GO): G protein-coupled receptor signaling pathway
Cellular component (GO): plasma membrane
Molecular function (GO): G protein-coupled receptor activity; olfactory receptor activity
Source: RefSeq, a predicted model, not a curated record